AUGAAUCCAAGUAGAAGGAGAAGCCUGCUUUUUGAAAUGCUUGUGAUGCUUCUGGUGAUAUUCUCAUCAACAAACAUUAUUUGUUGCUCUUCAAGCUUCACAAAUUUCAGAAAUCUUCUUCAUAAUGGCCUUUCUACUACUCCGCCAAUGGGAUGGAAUAGUUGGAAUCAUUUCGGCUGCCAAAUUGACGAAAAUAUCAUACGAGAAACAGCCGACGCUCUGGUUACAGCUGGUCUAUCCAAGCUUGGAUACACCUAUGUCGUCAUAGAUGAUUGUUGGGCUGAAUCGUCUCGCGAUGAAAAGGGAAAUCUGGUGGGGAAGAAGUCAACGUUUCCUUCAGGCAUUAAAGCUCUCGCAGAUUACGUUCAUAGCAAGGGCCUUAAGCUUGGCAUUUAUUCAGAUGCAGGGUAUUUCACUUGUAGUAGACAGAUGCCUGGUUCACUUGGUCAUGAACAGCAAGAUGCCCAAACCUUUGCAUCAUGGGGCAUUGAUUAUUUGAAGUAUGAUAACUGUUACAACGAUGGAACAUUGCCAAUAAAAAGAUACCCUGUAAUGGGUGAGGCUUUAUCAAAGGCGGGUCGUCCAAUCUUCUUCUCUCUAUGUCUAUGGGGAGACACGCGUCCUGCUUUGUGGGGUGGUAAAGUGGGAAAUAGUUGGAGAACAACCACUGAUAUUUUCGAUUCAUGGGAAAGUAUGAUUAGCAGGGCUGACAUGAAUGAGGUUUAUGCUGAGCAGGCAAAACCUGGAGGCUGGAACGAUCCUGACACGCUUGAGGUGGGAAAUGGAGGGAUGACCACCGAUGAGUACAUUGUCCACUUUAGCUUAUGGGCUCUUUCCAAGGCUCCACUUCUUCUGGGUUGUGAUGUUCGGAAUAUGACUAGAGAGACUCAAAUGAUAAUCUCCAACGAGGAGGUUAUCGCAGUUAACCAAGAUCCACUGGGCGCGCAAGGUAAAAAGGUUAGGGUGCACCAAUUUGAUGUUGAGGUAUGGGCCGGGCCUCUUUCAAAAAACAUGACAGCUGUGAUACUGUUGAAUCGCGGCCAUGGGCCAGCAAAUAUCGAAGUCCUUUGGGCUGACCUUGACAUUCCCUCUGGAACUCAUGUUGAAGCUCGAGAUCUUUGGGAGCACAAGACGAUAGAAGGAGGAUUGGUGGACAAAUUGAAUGCAACUGUGGGGCCACAUUCUUGCAAAAUGUAUGUUCUAAAGCCAAUAGCAUGA
Prosopis cineraria is the source of this 1218-nucleotide messenger RNA. Its product is annotated as alpha-galactosidase 1-like. Gene Ontology annotation, biological process: carbohydrate metabolic process. The coding region runs from base 1 to 1218 and encodes 405 amino acids. The transcript is spliced from 15 exons. NCBI's taxonomy places the organism in Eukaryota, Viridiplantae, Streptophyta, Magnoliopsida, Fabales, Fabaceae. The record is from RefSeq and is a predicted model, not a curated record. Gene Ontology annotation, molecular function: hydrolase activity, hydrolyzing O-glycosyl compounds.